Messenger RNA from Diaporthe citri, 486 nucleotides. RefSeq lists its product as uncharacterized. The transcript has a single exon. Bases 1 to 486 code for a protein of 161 amino acids. The record is from RefSeq and is a predicted model, not a curated record. NCBI's taxonomy places the organism in Eukaryota, Fungi, Ascomycota, Sordariomycetes, Diaporthales, Diaporthaceae.
AUGCGCUCCCGAUUCGCAGAAUAUGACACCGACGAAGACAGCCUCCCACAGGGGAUGACCCGCAUUGGGUAUGACGCUGAUACCGAAACAUACACAUAUAGAAGCGCGGACGGCAGCAUCUGGGAAGGAUCCCCUGGAAGCCGAUAUGGCAACCUUACGAGGGUCGGCCUACCGGCCCGGCAGCCCUCAGACGCUCAGCGGGUGACAACAGAAGGCCUCACACUCUCAUCCUCAACUCAAAAAGGUGACCCCGAGCAAGCCUCUGCAGCUCCAAAUGUGGAGGGAACCCCAACCGGCAGACGGAGAUCAGCAUCCAGAGUCAUUUUGCGAUGCGUGUCCAAGGUCACGUCCUCGCUCCGUCCGCGCUCCGACAGCCAGACCAGCAGCUCGACCGAGUCCUCGCCCGACACUUUGUCACCAGACGUGGAGGACUUCCUCUUCUCUCACGUCAGAGGACAGCAAGACCAAUCUGUACCGGAGAAAUGA